Molecule: messenger RNA, 570 nt
Organism: Cryptosporidium ubiquitum
Lineage: Eukaryota; Apicomplexa; Conoidasida; Eucoccidiorida; Cryptosporidiidae
Product: thioredoxin fold protein
Exons: 1
Coding region: 1-570 (189 amino acids)
Biological process (GO): microtubule cytoskeleton organization
Cellular component (GO): cytoplasm
Source: RefSeq, a predicted model, not a curated record
AUGUCGCUGAACAUUGGAAAUAUGAAUUCAAAUAGUAUAAAUAAUAUUAUUAAGAAAGUUCUAGAGGAAGGUGAAAAUAUUAUAGACGAAGAAAUUAAAACGAUCGAUAGCAUUCAAAAUGAUGAGAACGAGCUAAACCGUCUAAGAGAAAAAAGAAUUAAAGAGUUAAAAAAAGAAAUCGAACAAAAAAACAAAUUUAUAGAGUUCGGUCAUGGAAAGUAUGACUUCAUCGCUGAUGAGAAAGAGUUCUUUGAUACAAUAAAGAAAAGCGAAAACGUAAUUUGCCAUUUUUCCAGGCCAUCCACUCUGAGGUGUGAAAUCUUUGACAAACACCUAGAGAUUAUUUCCAAAAAGCACCUAGAGGCAAAGUUUAUUAAGAUCAAUGCGGAAAAAUCACAGUUUGUUUCUAGUCAUUUAAAUAUUAACAUUUUGCCGACUAUUGCACUGAUUAAAAACUCAAAACUCAUACAUAAAAUUAUCGGAUUUGAGGAGCUAUCAUCAAGAGAUGACUUUACAACAACUCAACUUGAAGAGUUAUUGGCAAGAAGAGAUAUGAUACAAAAGAUGUAA